Pocillopora meandrina is the source of this 17620-nucleotide messenger RNA. Lineage: Eukaryota; Metazoa; Cnidaria; Anthozoa; Scleractinia; Pocilloporidae. The record is from the annotation of a GenBank genome assembly.
GUUUUAUCAAACGUUGGUUCUUCCAUGGGAGUGUAUUAUUUGGUACGGAAAUCGUGGCUAGCUUAAAGUUCACUCCGUUUUCGAACCAGACGUGAACAUGUUGGGAGUUAGCAACUUGUAUUUGUGUGUUCUUUCGGUCUCAUUCACCAUUACUGACGGACUUGUCGGUGAGAUACCUUUUGAAGAGCUAUAUUUUUAUUAGAGUGUGCUUGAACAAGCUAGGCAAAACAUCGCUUUCAAAGUUAACUUUCGUUUCUCCUAAGGAAUAUACAAGUGGCUCGAUGUCUUCAUUGUCGCUAACGGUACCAGAUUUUUCCUCCUCUACAGUUCGAAGUCAGAAAACGUGAAUAAUUAGCCACUUGGGUUUCUUUUUUUCGUACAGUUAAUGUUAAGCGAUUUCACGUUCUUCUUUUGCCAAGGACGGCCUAAAAACCUACAAAGUUGUAAAACACACGAGCUAGGCCAUUGUUCAGUUCAUGAAAUUUUUUAUUUUGCCACAGUCUCUUUGCUAUUGCCGUCGUAGUAUUGAAUCAUGUGUAACUGCAGGUAAUGUCUACCGAUGUUUAUACAUCGGUCGAUAGUCGGCCAACAGACGUAUCGAUAGAGGCUCGGUCGAUAUACCGAGCGACAGGAAGCCUGCAGAACAGGUUCAAUUUUUUGCGUUUUAUAAGCGAAGAAAGACAAGCGUAAGGCGUGCGCGAAGGGUAUCUUAUAUCAUUAUUUUAUCUAGUAAUCUUCUUCCACUGUAUGGAAAGCUUUAAUUCGUAAUUCUGAUGUUGUUCGGUUUCAAUAUACCGCGUGACCACGUGAUUUUCUAGAAAACGGAAGGGUGCAACAUAUGGCAAGCUUUCCCUUAGAACCCAUACUUUACAACACCUUAAUUAACAUAAUUUCCUCCCCUUGACAUAGCUUUUGCUACAAAUAUUGUUGCUAUGCAAGACGAUAAGAAAUCACAAAAAGACUGUUUUCAACCACUAAUUAAUAGUACGACUUCCUGUGCGACUAGUCCAUAUGAGGCCUUGCGAUAUGCCUAACUUUAUGCUCUCAUUAGACUGUUCUGGAACAUGAUAUUUGAGUAAGUGUGCAUCAUCAGAUUGCUCAUGUGUUUACAAGUGAAAGUAUAUAUCGCCUUAUCUAUAACAGGUGCAAAAGUGUCAAAGGUACAUGUACUUCCAGAAAACUUGUGCCUACUUAUAAACUCAUGGCAUGUAAGGUGUUUUCAGCUCAGAUGAUAAUGUGUGAGCAGUAUGCAGAGGAAUCCUGUGCUUAGCAUUGUCACAGACUCCAUUAUUAGGCAAUUGAUUAUAUUAUUUCAUUGAUCUGAAAACUUGUUUUCCUUUGAGUGUAGAAUGAAAUUAAGUCUGAGCAGGAAUUUUUUAAUCUUUUGAGCAGAAUUUAGUCAUCGUUAAGGUCAGCAGUUUUUGACUUGAUGCCUUGUUUCUUACUAACAGCAGGUCAGGUACAACUUGAAUCAUCCUAUGGUGGAAGCAACAGGACUGUUAAACUUGGUUCCUCUUUUGACUUCUCGUGGAACUACACUGGUGACUUGAACAGUGUUGAAUGGGGAACAAAAGAUAGGGAAAUACUUGAAGUAAAUGUCACUCUAUUCACCCUUGCUAUAGGUGGGCAUAGUGCCGCUAAUGUAUCUCAGUACAUUGGCCGUUGUCUUGGCAGCUGGAAUCGACAGUCACCUGGUCAAGUCAAGUUUACUCUAAAUCGUAUCAAAGCGGUUGAUAACCAGGUUUUCAUCUUCAAAUUUGUCUCAGAUGACUUUGCAGCGUCAAAUGUAUUUGACGUAGUGCAAUUAAUUGUGAAAGGUAAGAAUUUUUAUUGUGUGAUGAAAUGUUGUUGUGUCAUGGAGGGUAGUAUGAAGUUUUGGAAUGGGCAAGUAGUGCUAUUCAAUUUCAACAAUUCUUAAAGGAAAUAGCUACAAUGUACACUGCAAACCAAAAAAGUGUUGUCAUGAAAAGUAAUGUUGUUGCUUAGCCCUUAAUUGGGGGGUACAGUCCAGAAAGGGUUUGCCCAAAUCAAAGUUCCUGACUUGCUUUGUUUUAAUUGGCUAUUUGUUCAAGCUGAAAGUGAUUUUGUUGCCAGAAAUCACAUUUUGAAAAUUGACAUUUUGGAAUCAAAAUCUGCCAUCUUUGUUGUAAUGUAGCUAUGAUGUACCAAUAUUCAAGCAUUGUUAUCUUGCCUAUGAUGGAUGAAAACAUAGAAAACAGUGGUGAGGAGAGCAACAAUGACUAAUUCCCAACUUGGAUCUUAAUCCAGACGGUGUAAUUCGUCCAUUCAUGUUUGAGCUGCAACAUAGCUCGUCUUCAGGAGAAGAAGAAAUCUUGAAAUGAAACUCUGGAAGCGAUACAAGGAGAAACAUCUAGGUGCUCUGUCUUUGAAACUGCAAGUGGUGCUCUUGCAGCAACUGUUAAGAGAUGCCAACAGAAAACGAGUGUAUAAGCUGUCAAGAAGUGAAUGUACUAGGUAAUCAACUCCAAAUAUCGCUUUGGGCAGUGUCCUGGUCCACUUGCUCAAAGCUGAUGUUAAAUGAACUGUUGUCCCCAGCCUUUUCAUCACCGCUGACUUGAAAGGGAAUUGUAGUUGACAUUGUCGUCAUCAAAGUUGACUCGAAGGGAACUGUUGUUUACAUCACUAUCUAUUGUUACAUCAGUAUCUUCUUCCAGGUUAAUCAAGAGCUCCAGAAGCCAAAGUGGGUGAUUAGAUGAAUCUUUGAUCAGGGCUGAAGUAAAUGGCUGAGUGCAAAGGGACUUGAGACUUGCUUGCUUCUGAUAACUGAUUCCCAUUAAGAGUAUUCAGCCACACCUUUAGCAACCACCUCUUUCAAGGAUAUAGUACAGUAGGCCCUGAAAGGUAUCCUUUGCUGACAAAAUUAUAAAGGCACUAUUGAAGCAGAACCACCAUAAAGUUCCGUUUUAGCUUGAUCUAAUCACAAACGGGACAAUGUUUCUUUUAGCUAAUUAAUCAGGUAACAAAUCUGACCACACAAGUAAGACUUUACUCAAUUUCAAUCUUGGGGGUUGAACUUCAAAACCUUGUGGGGAUUUUCAAUAUUCUAAUUAUAGUCAAACCUGCAUUAAGUGGCACCAUAUUGAGUGGUUGGUUGUCAAAGUCCUGAAAUUUGUUCCCCAUAAUUACAGUGAUUUUCACCUCUAUUAAGCAGUUACCUCUUUUAAGCAGUCAUUGUCACCUUAGACUGAGUCCUUACAGCCUGUCUGUAUUGUCUUCCACCUGUGUUGAAUGGUCACUCACAGCAGAACCAUUCUAAUGAAAAUAACACUAAUCUUUCAUGUGAAAUUUAAACCAUAUUAAUUUCCUGAAAUCAAUAUUUUGGUAGUAUUAUCAGGUGACUUUUUGUACAUCAUGUGUAAGUGGUCAAUUAUGGCAUAAAAUGAUAUUUUUAUCAUUUCUUUAUGAUACCUUUUUAUGUGAAACUUGUAUUAAAAGGACAGUGUCACAGUUGGGCAUGAGCGUAAAAAAAAAAAAAAUGCUAUGAAAUAUUUCAAUCUUCUGCCAUCUUGGAUUUUGAACAUCAUGUAAAUCUAUCGCUUGAAACAUGUCAAAAUGGAUUAGAAUACCCCUGUUUAGCGAUCCACCAAGUUCCCUCUUGCUAUAUUUUAAACAAACAAACCUUUAUUGAUGGGAAAUUUUAAGUCAUGGACACUAAUGGGUUGAAUAGAUGCUCUUCUGGAAUGGUAAGAGUUCACUCACUGUGGUAAUUUUAUCUUUCACAGCUGUUUUGCAGUAAGUUAAUUGUGAGUAAGCACUCUUUAAAAUGUCCAUUCAGCUUCUAACAGAGAACCAUGCAUACAGCCAUGUGCAUACAAUCCUGGAAAUGAAUAAAGUCUUGAUCAAUGUGACUACAGGUUGUAUUUCAUCUGAACAAACAUGUAUCAAACAACAGUGCCUCAAUUUGUAGCUUGUUUUAAUUUUCAGUAGUGAUAUGUAUAUUAAGAUGAAACCUCCUAGGGUCUCAUGUAAUGAAGGGACAAAAAUACCAUAAUGCAUCGGGUUUUUUCAUCGCGUGAAAAUGGCUUUCACUUUUUACAAGAAAUGGAGAAAUAGUACAAUUUCAUGGCAGAGAGUUGAACAAUGGUGUUACAAAUAGGUUCAAUUCCUCUUCUUUUGGUUAAGUCGAUGCAGGUCAGAUUUAAUGACAAGCUGAGUUAUGAGUACUUCUGUUGCUAACAGUUGUCAUGAAGGUACAUCAUGUCUUUCGCUUCGCAACUAAUUUAUGGAAUAAACUUGACAUAGUAAUUUGAGCUUUCUUGCUAAUAUCAUGUGUCAAAUUUCCAUUAUUGUGCCCUCUUGUAUGUUGCUGACAUGUGGAAUUGUAUGUCAUUUGAAACUAUUGUUAUUCCUGUGGUGUUUGGCAACAUGCCUUUUUUCACAUGCAGCUUAUGAUGGCAUGAUUUAGAACUCUUGAAUGUAACUUGGUUUUGUAUUCUCAGUUUUUGGAAUAUUUUACAUUACUUUAUUAUUCAUAAUCUUUGUAAUGUAUGCCUAAUCAAAAUAUUCAUUUUUGUCCAAAAAAUAGCUUACAUUUCAAAGAAAAGACAAUGAUUCUAUUGACAAGGGAUAUGACUCAUGGUCCUUGUUGUGCAUGCUGACAAUCAAACAUUGUAGAAAAAUAACUUCUGAUUGCUGUUCUUUUUGAAAAAAAAUAAAAAAUUAAAAUGGAAUGUGUGAAAAAAAUAUGAUAUCCUUGAGUUUCAAACAUGUUUACAAUUUGAUUUGUGUGCCAAAAUGUUCAGCUGUUUUUAGUGCUUUGUAAUUUAUUAACCUAGAUACCAGUGAUAGAGGUUGGUGUGACCUUUUGAUCUUGGGAAAUUAAAACCAAAGAUAAAUUUACCACAAGUGAAUUGAGGUGAGGUUUCUUGGGUGUAAAGCCAUUUUGUCCAUAUUGCACUAGCUGAGAUGAUGUAAAGACAUGUUGCAUAAGUUUGUUAUAAUCCUUGAGUAUUGAAGAAAUUAGAAAAUAUUGGAGCUAAUGUAUCUUUUCAUGGCAAAAGGGAAAGUUAUAAUGUAAAUUUGUCUGUAAAGAAUACUUUCUUUGCCUUUACGUUCAACAGAAAGUAUCCCAUAGGGUUGCUAUCCAACACUAGAUAAAUGCAUUGAAACAUUACAACAUGUGAUUUAAUGACAGAUGCAGAUAAGGCUUUAUGGUUUGUAGGACAGGAUCUAUGUAAAGUAGCUACAUAGGUAAUAGACUUGUUGUUGUGUUACCAGUAGUUGUUUACAAUGUUAAACAUAUGAGUAACUUUACAACACAAUUUUACUGUCUCUAUUUUUCACUUGGUAUUAAAUUGGAACCUCUAGGGCUGUUUUAAGUUGGCUUUUCUUUAAAGGCUUAUUUGUGGUCAGUCCAUUUAGAUCAACAAACUUGGUGAAAAGGCUUUCAGAUCUGUUUCUGCUUCUUAAAUAAAAACACUUGUGGUCAGUAGCAAAGCUGUAUAAUCCUGAAGAUUUAUGAAUAUGUCUCCUAAUACACAGCUGUUAAUUCAGCUGUUAGCAGCAACAACAGCUUUAAAGAUUUUAAGGCUCCUUUAACAGCCUUUCAUUUGGCCAAAUUGACUCCAAAAUUUGAAAACUGUGGCUUACUGAUAUGCUUGUUUUAAAGAAAUUCACUAUAAAGGUUGAAAAAAGAGAAGGUUCACUCACCAAGUUUCUUUGCUGUCCUAGGUAUUUAUUUGUGGUUUACCAAAACAAAAGUUAGAGUACAUGGUCUAAAGCCUAGGGUUUCAUGGUAAUAUUUUGCCCUUGCAUUCAGUUGGUCAAGAUUACCUCAAAAGGUCCUUUUCUCAAACUGUAAUGGUCAAUUAUAGUCAAGAGUGGUCAUUCCCAUUAUUUAUUGAUGUGGUUAUGCAUUCCUAACAAUUUUCCUGCCAGCUUGUCAUUCUAUCGUGGUGUAAUAUGAAAUGUAAUGUAAACCUGGUGAAAACCUUUUAAAGUUAUGCAUCAUUUUGUGCUUUAAUGACAUCUUCAUCCAAUUUUCUUUUAGUUCUCCAUAGUGUCUAGGUGCUUUUGCACUAGAUACACAAACUCAGAACAAAUUGCUAAAAUUAUCAGGCUCAUUGUUAUAGAACUCACAUUGUCCAAGGUGGUGGUGGUUUGUUGUGUACUGUUGUAUUCUGUGUGUAGUUCCCUCAAUGAAUUCCAUUAACCUUCCUCUUCAUGCUCAAUUCACCUUGCACAUUUUAUUGGGAAAGAUGUAACUCUGAAUUGAAUUGUGAUGUAUUCCAGAAGAAGAGCUUGAAACCCUCAUCUUUUGAGCAAGCAAAGAAUGGUAGGAAAUCACUGUGGACAGUAUUGCUAUCCUUGUCUUUACUUUCAGCCCACAAGGACUGUCUUGUGUUAUUUAGCAUUUUUUUAAAGCUGAUCUCUCCGUAAAAGGUUGCUGAAUAGUGGAUUUCCAAUAUGCACAUUCACCUUCAUAUGUGAUGGCAACAAUAGUCAGGGACAGUACACUUGGGUGUAACUCUAAACGUAGCCUAAUCUGGCAAAUUAUUGAAGAACUGAGAAGACAAAAAUACAUGUAGAUUCUACUCUAAGAAAGUAAUGUGUUUGAAAAUAAUUAUUCAUGGAUGGUAAAGGUAGAGAAAGAUAGAAAUCCAAAAUCAGUUCUGGUGGUGAUUAGAACUAACUAACUAACUUUUUCAAAAUUUUUGAAAUGUCACAGUGCACCUUUCACCAUGAUACUGCUCCUUUAAGCACUCAACCUGUAUUUAUUUAUUAAGGAGUCUUCAAGUCAUUCCCUGUGAUCUCUCAGGGUUGCGUAUAAAAUUUUUUACCAAUAUUCAUUACAUCGUAAGGCAUUGCAGGACAUCAAUUAUAAAACACAGAGUCCUCCCAGUCUGGUUUUAAGUUAAUAUGUAGGGAGUCUUUGGAGCAACAUAUCGUUCCUUUGGGUGACCACAUGCCAAUUUAUGACAACUUUCUGAAAACUGGAAAUGGCUAUGCUAUUAGAAACAAAAAUAUGUCCUAUGAAAUCUCAGGAGACUUGCAGCAAAACAAAAAACAUAUUUUGCCUUUGGCAGACCUUUAGUUGAAUUUCACCGGCCAAUAAUUUGAUUUCAAUUUUUCUUUUAACUUAAAAGGUACUUAAGCAUAUUAUUUUUUAUUUUCAUAUUAGUGCUCCUCUCCUUUUUACCUUUCCCCACUCACAGUCUAGUUCAAUAUGUAGAAUUCAGCUAAAUUACCAGUCACUGCUCAUGGGAAACCAUACUGGUGUGGCAUUCUAGGUUGGUGCAUAUGGGAGGGUGAGUUGUGUGUGUUCCAUGAGCAAAAUCUUAAACAUUUCACCUAUAAGUAUUUUGAUACAUUUUUGUUUGCACACCUGUAACACGUUAUCACAAUUACUGUGUUUCAAACCUCCUUCACUUCCACUGUUAUGGCAUGUGGAUCAAAAGCAUGCUGGAUGAGUUCCUUUAUUGUAAUCAUUUUGUUUUACUUUUAGGUCCUCCUGUUGUUGAGAUUGUCCCUCCUGCACUGUCCACUUUACGUGGUGUUCCAGCAAAUUUUACCUGUCACGUUGAAGGUUUUCCUUUGCCAACCAUCAAAUGGAAGAAGCAGAAUGGUUCGGUUGAAAGGGAGAUUUCUGCCAACAGUGCCGAUUUCAAAAUAAACUCCCAUCGUGGUUCGUCCCAGUUGAUUGUGCAAAAUGCUUCAACUGCAGAUUCAGGCUACUAUAUCUGCAAAGCUUCGAACUACGUAUCAGAUACUGCAAGAGCCUUCCUUGGAGUUGUAUGUAAGUUAUAUCUUAACAUGUGGAAACCCCAUGUAAGUUAAAAUAGCCUUGUUAAUGCAACCUUAGUCUAGAAGCCAGUACUGGGAAAUUGCAGUUUUGCCCUCUUGAUCACAAGAGUAUUAGCCGAUGACUUUAUAACUUUAAACCCUCCUUUUAAUCAAAUGGAGAACUUUUGGUUUUGUAGGGCUAAUGUCUCUGCAUUGCGAUAUUGUUAUUAAUGUAAAUGUAAAAGGUAAGUCGUUGAACGUUCUUUCAUGUGCGUUUAACUCUGAACAAAUCUAACAUUAUCCUUUGAAGAGGAAUGUAAAUUGAAAGGAAAAAAAGAAAAAAGAAAAGAAAAAGACCAAAAAAGUUGACAUGGCCAGGGUUCGAACCUUAAACCUGCCAACUUGAGAGGAGUAGGUAAAAUAUAUAGAGCUGGCCAAGUCUAAAUGCAGAGCUCUUAGAUUGUUUUCUAGCCCUUCGCCAGGGCAAAGGAACUGAGGAUUUUAGCGGGCAAAGUAACUGAGGAUUUUAGCAGGCAAAGUGAAUUUUUUAAACCUGCAAGCUAUUAUUGUGGAAAGCCAUGCAUGUGCCUGGUAACUCAUUUUUAUUCUGAUAAACUAGUUUUAAGAAGGAUAUAAUACUUUAUUACAAUUUGAUGCAUAGGUUGUGCACAAAACUUUAAUUUUACUAUACUUUUAUAGCCAAUACCAAUCCCUACACUUAAUAAACUGUUGGCAGGGUCAUAGGAAAAUUGAUGUGCCCUAUAUCUGCAAGAUUUCAUGUAAUUAUUUUAAUUACAUGAAUAUUAAGUAAUACUAGGAGAUCUAAGAAUAUUAAAAAAAAUAGAAAAACUGUUUGAAAAAUUAGAAUUCAGCUUAGGCCGAAUGAAAAAGAAAUGUGUACUAAUGAAAAAGCUAACCAAACUUUUUACAAUACCUGUCUGUACCUGUACGGCACGUAGUAAAGUUAUUCGAAGUAAUCAUAAUCACGGUUUUAAGGUUAAAAACACACGCGUAUGCAGAUUUCCUCUAAAACUGUAGUUCAAGCCCGCUAUGACUUCAAAAUUUUGAUGCACUCCUGCCCGUAGGUGCGUUCGUGUCCAUCUCUGUACAUGGAUGUACAUCUGAACAUGGAUUGCCAUUUUAUUUUAAGAAGUGGUGACAUUUUUAGUGUAUUUGAAAGAAAAUCGAAGUACAUCAAGGGAUACCUUGGGGUAAAAUGUGAGGAAUGAUUUGCGAAAAAACGUUUUGAAGGAGGUUUCUUCACUCUUUUUCAAGAUCCAGUAAUGUAUGAGGAUCAUGGUUUGUGUCCCACAAGUUUUGUUGCAACCAAAGGCGAGUCUGUCCUAAUGUGCUGUCCUGUCAAGGGGUUUCCACCUCCUCAAGUUAGCUGGGAACUUCCCAAUGGAACUCAACUUGAGACAGAAAGCACUGUUUUGCAUGUCAGAGUCAACACUGAGAGUGACUUUGGAUGCUACAGGUGCACUGCAAGGGGUCUGGAAAAGAAUUUCCUCACAGCUAACAUCACCAUUCAUGAGAAAAGUAAGUACAAACUUAGGAUUUAGGUGAAAUGUGCAUCACCUCCUCUCCAUGGAAACAUGAACUCUAGGGAAAAAAAAAAAUCUUGAGAUUUAAGUACAACUGGUAUUUCACAGAUUAAAGCUUCUUACAACAAAAGCUGGCCUUGUCUCUGGUUGACCAACGGCGAAGCUUAUGAAGAUUUUAAAAAAACUGUCCGGGCAAAAUAAAUGUCGGUAUUACAGAAAUGUGCAAAUUAAAAAAAAAAAAAGAUAGAUGGAGAAAACGACCUAACCAUGCCAUGCGAUAAAGUUACCCGGCUAGGGUAGCGUCAUUAUUUUCGUAUGUUUUGAUAGAAAUGGUAGGUAUGAUGUUUAACAAGUGGAGAAGCCUUAACUAUGCUCUGUUCUGUUGUAAAGCACGCAGGAAGCGACUAGAGCAUGAAAGAAGUGUAGGGAGAAACACGAAACGUAUUAUGGUCGCUUUCCAAGUUGACGCAUAAGCAAAUAUUAUAGGUUCCACUUUGAUUGCAAUUUCUCUGUCAAGGCGCGGACACCUUUCACUAGUCCAUAUAUUUCAGUACAAUCUCCUUACCCUCUGUUCCCAUUCAUGUAUUUGCUGAUCAUUGCACGACUUUCUUAGCAUCAAUCAAUUCCUCGUGGCUCAAUUUCAGUUUUGUCUCGGGCUAAGAAAUGAGUUCCUAUUUGAACAGAUCUCAGAAGAAGUUUUUGAGUAUCCUUUACGGUUGGUUCUUCUCUUUAUCAGUAAUCCUGUGGUUUAGAACAGAUAUACGAAUUGGCCGCUUUUUUUAUUUCAGUUUUUUUUUCAAUAUUUUGGCAAAUGAAAAAGCAUACCUGAGACUUUUUUAUGUUCGACGAAGGAGGUCUCUGCUCAUAAUCUUGGGUGUCCUGUGGUUUCACGAGUGACCUUUUUUUAAGGGUUUUUUUGUCGACCGUCUGCAGUCUCUGCGCCAUUUUGGAUGACCUCAUACAUCAUGCGCAACAGCAAUCGUGCACCUUGUGGUUUUCGUAUUAGUCUGAGUAUCGUAAAGCGGAUAUCUAAAGAAUACGUCGUGGUUUUCAUAACAGUCUAUGGAUUUUAGUCUGUAAAGCGGAUAUUUAAUGACUACUCGUGGUUUCCAGAGUAGUCUGAAGUAUUAUUAGCAAAGCCUUAAAGGUCUGUUCCACACUCUCUGUAACUAUAAAAAUGGUGUUUUCCAUUGGAGUUAUGGAUUUCAAUUGCAGCCGGCAUAUAGCAACAACGUGUGAUCAAAUGCAAGUGGCCACCAAGUGCUACGACUUAUUUCAUUUACGUACUUGUUUGACAUGUUUUAUUUGAGACCACAAAGGAUCACUUGGCACUAUGGCCACCGAGUACAACGACGCACUUCGUUUGAUUCGAGACCGCACUGGAUCUUGUAACAGAAUGGCAAUCGAGUAUUACUGGAAAAACUCUAGGAAUAAUAUCGUCUAGUUGAUAUGAGUUUUUUGUUCACCAUCUUGUACUUUGAAGCAAAAUCAAUGAAGUUUAAAAGCAUUAUAUCAGGAAUGGUUCUAACGUACUUCUCACAUGUUGCAUAAAUGUUAAGUAAUGGGUCAUUUUAAGAAGUUCUCCAUCAGUUGAACUUCUACUGAUUCUGCGGAAGCCAUUCAAACUAACAGGUAUGACAACUACAGAUGAGCUGACAACUUUAAGAGAAAGAAGAGAGGACCUGAGGGACAAUAAUGCAUGAGUUUCCAGCGCCACCAACGCGUUGCUUCUCUUAGUAACAGUAGGUUUUGUGCUUAUUUAAUUUUAGGAACACCUAAACAUCCUCUUUCUGCUUACGUCUCUCGACCACCAUUUUCCACACCAAUAAUCUGUGGGAAGAGAACAAAACACAUCUGUCUACCCUACUCAACAGCACGGACAUCCCGAUCAUUUGUCGCCACUUUACCUGAAAACAUCCAUUGUUACCAAAACUAUAAAGAACAUAAGGCUCUUUCAAAUUAUCAUUAAUACUCCUGCUUAAUUCCCUGAACAUUUUUGCACUCAUUAUUUUCCAUUUCUCCCCAGAUGACUAUUAUGGGUCUUUUUAAAGUGCCUUGUUACAGUAUAAUCUUACCGACAGAGAGAAAACUAUUCUUCUGUAAACUUGACUACUUUAUUAAACGACGUGUAGUUUUCUUAUUUAGGAGCGAUUCCAACAGACCAUACAGUAAUUAUCCUCAGUAAACAUACUUAAGCCCACUCCGGUUUAUGUCUUAGCUCACCACGGACACAAACUCGCAGUUUUCUCCAAAGUUCAUUGAAAGGAACAAAUUCCAUAGAAGCUUUCUCUCGGUAUGGCUUUUUAAACAGUCGGUUACUCCCGACAACAGCAACUAACUAGUACUACACGAUUGAGUCCUUUACACAUUUACAAAGUACUCUGGAACAUUCCGGAAGCUUACAACGCAGUUAUUUUGGUCGUAGUACAUCAUAAAUACGUGACUUAUUACAACGUUCUAGAAUGUUCCAUGGUUCUAGAUAUUUUAUAGAUAUUGGUGGUGUUGUUGUUGCUGAAGCAUCUGCAUAGCCAGCGCUCAUAUUCAAGACGCAUUUCUCAAUUUUAUGUAUUCUUCAUUCGUUGUUUCGCACAAGGAAACAGCCACUCAGGAGUCGCCUUAAGUGAGAGCCAUCGACUUGCUUUUAUUUAGACCUGGAACUCAUCCCUUUCAGCUUACGAGCGUAAAGAUUAUCAGUAUAAAGAGUCGAAUUUGCUGUGUUUUUAGCCACUAGUGAACAAUAAAGCUAACGUACACAGCCCGUAUUUGAGAGAUAUAUCACAUUUUAUCGAGCGAGCAUCCUGGUAGAUGGAUUUAUUUCAGUUGAUACGAAAUCAUAAAUGUUUGCCGAGUCACGCCGUAGAGAAUCGUCGAGCUCAAUUAUGAGUUACUGUUCUCAUCUGAAAGUCCGCACUAGUGACAGUUAAUGAGAACUUUGAUAAGUUCUUGAACUAUGUGGCCUUGGACGGCUGAAAAACCGUUUAAUACUUGAUUCCUUAAUAAAUUCAUGCAAACUGCGGUGAACACACUCCCGCUAUUGGAAACACUAAAACGGAUUCGGAAAACGGUCUUAAGUGGACUGAUUGCCCAGCAGUCAGUCUCGGCAGUCUUUUUAUCAGUAUUAGGCGUUUAUUUCGUAGUGUCUAGUGAUUCCAGAAAUUAUGUGGCUUUCUAGUUGAAGAAAUAUCUCCUCUUGACCAUGCUAUAAAAUCGCUAUAUUCUCAACGCUUAAAAAAGUUUAAACCAAGAACUUUUUCACCAGAAUAAGUCAUCCACUUCAAAACCAAACUGAUUUUCAGAAUCACUAACAUUAAGUGUACUCGUUAUUUUCGUAUGAGGCGAUUGUCUUUGAUCACAAAGCACUAAGGAGACACCGCCUGGCAUUUUGAUCACAAGAACUUUCCAAUUUUUUCCAAUAUGCACAAGUUCCGAAAAUUCUCUUACUGAAAUAGUGAAUAAUAUUUGAAAUUGUCUGGUAGUACAGACCAAACAUCAUAGACUUAAAUUAGGUUUGUACGAGGUCUUUAGAAAUUCGGUCGAUAUUUUUGAUGACCAGGCUGAACUAAAAAAAUUAAAUUUUUCUAAUUAUCGAAAACAUGAUGAUUUUACACCGUGAAUGAGUUGCAAUGUUUUUUGGUAAUUCCCGUAAUACAGAAUAUAUGAGCUUCAGACUGAUGUUGAUCACGAUUUUCUACACCCUUCCUAUCCUUACAUCAUUCUGCAUUUCAGUUUGCCGUCAAAAUACGUUUCAUAAUGUUUAUCUUUCUUAUUGGUGUCAGAAUCUAACACAAACGACACCAAGAUUAUUCUGACAGAUGGUGUCAACUUUGCGUGGGAAAAAGUACAAGGAGCAAGUAACUAUCUCAUCAGAUUACUCGAGAAUAAAUUCUUGAAGGAGAAUUCUCUUCUUGGGUGUGGCACCAGUACUUCUGUGGAGAUUCCUUACAGCAGUUUGCCCUUUAAGAGUGCUACCGAAAAGAGCAAAAAGAGACAACUUGAAGUAGUUAUCGAAGUGUGGGCUUAUGGCAACACAAAGAUUAUUGGGGAUGGAAUUCGUUACACUAAUGUGGGUAUGUAUGAAAGCUACUUCAGUUUGUCAUCAAAAAGGAAGAUAUCAUCUUUGUUUUACCGGGGUAAAAAUUUAUGUUUACAUUUAACCUCGAUCCUUCACUGCCGCGCAUGUCUGAGAGUUUACAAACGUCAACUGCACUUUGUGUUAGAGGUUUACAAACAUUUUCCUGUCUCAGCUUUAUUGGGCGGGCGGUAAUCGUUAAUUUUCCUGAAGGUGAUCCGUGUUACGUGUUACGUGUAUAUAUAUAUAUAUAUAUAUAUUUGUUUGCAAGUCAUAGAGGCAAAAACGAAAGGAGCAGAUUAUUGAUGAGAAUAACAAAAUGAACCUUUCAACAGCGGAGAUUGAAGCAGAAAUAAUAGUUUUGGCGAGCGAGUACUCAGUGUUUUCUAAACGAAAAUUAUUGCGGUCAUCUCUGAUUUUAAUGGCAGCGGAAGGCUGGGGAGAGAAAGAAAUUUGUACGAAUGGGUGGGGGAGUGAACAUUACGCCUACCCAAAGUCAUCGUUAUUUUGCAAAACUCCGUUCGCCUACAAACGGAGUUCCUGAUUGUUGUAGUUGAGCUCCGGCUGUCAAUCACAAGCCAAACGUGUCAUCUGGGCGUCAUUCCGACAUUUCGUUCCAGUGGGAGAAAGAGAAAGAUGGCGAGCUCUGAUUGUGAAGUUAUUAGUUACGACUCCGCUCUCGAGGAAGCACCUAAGUGUCUCUCGGAAUUUAAUAGGUCUCGUGCAUCAAAAUCGGAACAAAAAGAAGCAAUUUCUGCACUGGUUUCUGGAAAUGACUCACUGGCCGUCUUGCCGACUGGCUUUUGGAAAGCCUGAUAUUUCCGGAGUUGGUUCUCAUGAAAGAAAUUAUGACGUGAAACCUUCGAGCGUAAUUGUUGUCUGUCGUUUUCAAUGCAGUGUUUGUGGUCAACUGGAAUAAGCAUCUUCGAUCGGAUUAAGGGUAGCUUACGCUCACGGAUUGUCAUUUGGAGGAUGUAGAGUGCGGCAAAUCGUAUUUGCGUCAGCCAGCAGAGAUGGUUUGGUGAAACCAUUUAUCCAUUUAUAAAAAACGAAAAAAAAACAGCUACACGGUUUCACCAGAGUAAACAGGUUUGCAUCAAACACAAUAUGGCGAAUAAACCUUCGAGUGCAGUUGUUUGUUGCUUCAAAGUAUCGUUUACGAUCAAAUGGAAAAAAAAUUGUCAAAUAGGUAAACGGCAGCUGUACUCAAGGAUUUUCGCUUAAAAAAUUAAGAGUGCAGCAAAUAUCAGCUCACAUUUGUGACUGCGAAGGAGGUUUGAUUGGUUACUUGCUCGUCUCCGAAAGCGCAGUGACGCGCAACUUAUCAGGAGGUGUUUUGCUUUUCAACAGCCGUUUUUAACAGCCUCUUCGGGCAGGCGUCUUCCGGCCCUUCCUCUGCCCCCUACCCCCACCGUCCAUUCUAACUCAAAAUAAAACAUGGCCGGUCAAAUAAACGAUCGCGAGCUUAUAACGUUAGCUCGCACUAAUAAGAAGUCUGCAUGCAGGCGAACGCAGAAAUUAAUGUCAAUAUUCAUGCACUCAAGAACAAAUUUUACCUGAAUGCAUAAGUUGGGAGCCACUAUAACUUGAUCCAUUAUAAAAAUAUUACGUUUUACCUUUUAAUAUUACCUUUUGGGGGAACGAAUGACUUUUUUUUUCUUUAUUGCGUUGGAUGCAGACCUCCUCCCCCAGGCUUGGAUAAAUUCUUUGUACUCAUUGACUGAGUGGGAGGGGCGGCCGAGAACAUAUUUAGUCCGAGGGCGUACUGUCCGAGCGUCAUAAUCGAGAGCCAAACAUUUUUUAAUCCGACUUUUGCUACUAAAUGCUAAUUGUCAAAUCGGCAGAAGAAGAAGUGUUAGCUGAUUUAGUCGAGAUCUGUUUGGAUCAGCCUUUUCACUCUGGUUCUGUUUUUCUGUGUUGUAUCAGGGAGAAAAUUUAUAUCAUCAAAAGUAAGCCUCACGAGCUCCUGCUACCAAUGGCCGGUGCUUGCCGUAAUCAGCUAAAAUAGUUUGUAACAUAAAUUGGGAAUGGAAGAAGUAUGAGAACGAACAAGCACACAAUUCAGCGAAAAUGCGGCCUGCCUCAGUUUUUCUACAGCCUGUAAAGGAAAAUCUGGUUUCAUUUGUGCAACAGACAAAAGAGGCAAAUUUUAUUUUUAAAAAAAAUGCUUUUUCUGUUUUGUUUUUCGGAGAAGGGGAGUGUAUUAUGUACCAAAUUUCUUUUCUUGCAGAAAUCCGCGCAGAUGCAACAACUUCUACAGUUUCCUUGAUUAUUCUCUUGUUAUCGUUUGUGAUUUACAACCUACAAUAGUCGGUAAGUCUAUUUUCUUUUACUUUUAAUUAAAUUCUACUGUUGCCCUUCUCUUUUCCGCAAUGUGGAAGGGUUUUAUUCAUGGUGUUCUUUCUUUGAUUUUACCUAUGUUUGUGCGUAUUGGAUUUUGCGCGCGUAAUGAUGGCAUAACGUUAGUCUGAAAACUUAGACUCCUUUUAUGUUGUGCACAGAUGGAAAGAAAUAGUCUCAUAUUCCAUAUUUUACUUGAUAUCACAACCAGUAUUUACAGGGCCAUCAAGGGUCUAUUUUCCACAUUUCAGAGCCCAUAUAUUAUGAGAUCCUAGAAGAAACAAGAGUCCCCAUGAAACAAGCCAUAUUUAAUACACCACACGUGAAUACAUCGUGAGACAAACGAAAAAACUUAGCUUUUAUUGUUAUUCACCACGAUCAAUAACCACAACGUUUUUCACAAAGUAAGCCGUAUUUAUUUAGAAAAAAAAGAAAUCCUCUGAAAUUUGCCGGAAAGGUCAUUUCGAAUCGGAGAUAGCGAAUUUAUAAUGAAUUAAGCAAAAUCCAAAAAUUCAUCGGGAAAAACGGAAGGAAAAGAGGGCAAAGCAAACUAGAGAAAAAGAAACACUAACCUUAACGAUUUCUUCGACUCGGGCGCUGUCGCGCCUUUUCUCUCUUUGGCCGUUUGAUAAAGACUCUUGUUUCUCAAUUUCUUGCGAAAUAUGGUUUAAAUUCCCUUUGUUGUCCAGUGCAAGACGUGAUUUAAACAAAAUACGCAAAUCGAAAUCCCGGACGAAAGCCCGCAGAAACGUCAGCACUCUGCUAGAGGCCUUUCCGAUUAUGACACAUUUCGCUCUUCGGCACAGGUUCCCAAAAACAUUUCUGCCAUAUCUCGCGUUCUUUUUAAUAUUUUACAAUCCUCUCUCGGCAAAUUAAACGUAAAUGCUUUCUGUAGAUAAAGAGCAAAAGAACGAAAUUUUGAAAAUUUUGACCUGAUUUUGUUGAAAUUCCUACGUAUCAUUUACAUUUCAAUCUUUCGAAGAGGUUUCAUCGCGUAGAACAAGCCUCGUUGGAGUUCUGCUAAAGAAUCUUCAUUGUCAUCUGCAUUCUUAACAUUUUUUCCUACUACUCAGUAUGUAAACGAUGGCCUUUGAUUGGUGCAAGCCUAACUGUCAAGCUAUAUAAACUCCCUUUUGCUAGCCGUUAUUCUAAGGUUGCGCAGUUAACGGUAAGAGAACUACCCAAACGCGAACUGAUCUACAUAUCAAAUUACUAGUUACUAUCCUAAGGUAAGAAACAUGUUUGGGGUGAAAGAUAGGGGUGAAAGAUAAGGGUGAAACCUCUUGCCUCAUUGAUACAUGCAUCCGUGAGUUCCUUGUGUUAGACAAAGCCACGGAUAAUUAUAGGCCGUCUUCAUCAUCCAAUCCUGUCAUGGCUCACGCUCUGCAAAAUCUCUCACGAUUUUGGAUUCUGUCGCUUCAAUUUUUCAAUUAAAGAUGAAAGAAGCCUCCUAUAUAUUAUUUUGCAGAAAAUUUGCGACGACUUAAUUAUAUCUUGCGGGUGAUAUUGGAAAAAUUACCAAUAAAUGGAAGCUUGUAAUACCUUGUUCCUUUUGUAAAUUUAUUUAACUUGGUAUCUUUACUUAACUUAGGUGUCGCCUCAAGGAUUUUGGUGACGUAAGUUUGUUUUUAUAACCUUAUUCUUUUUCUCAAUUAGGUGAGAAGGAAAGGAAUUCCUUUUAAGAGUUACUCAAAGGUGUUGAAAAAGUUUUGUUAAACCGGACGUUUUGUGUUAUGUUAGCUUCCUUUUAGUGAAACACGACCAAAGUAACUACUUUCAGUUAAUAAUUUGAUAACGUUAAGAUUAUAUUGUGGUCAUAAUUUAAGUGUUUAGCAUUUCGGGUCUGCUCCGAGUGGGAUCACCACCUUAUCGUGGUGGGGCAGUUUGCGUGUCUCGGUGACCCCUAGAGCUAUGUCGGCUGGAG